Messenger RNA from Quercus lobata, 702 nucleotides. RefSeq lists its product as uncharacterized. The record is from RefSeq and is a predicted model, not a curated record. The transcript has a single exon. Bases 1 to 702 code for a protein of 233 amino acids. Gene Ontology annotation, molecular function: RNA-DNA hybrid ribonuclease activity; nucleic acid binding. NCBI's taxonomy places the organism in Eukaryota, Viridiplantae, Streptophyta, Magnoliopsida, Fagales, Fagaceae.
AUGGAUGGUAUGUGUCUCAUGUGUGGUCUAGAGGAUAAAUCUAUUUACCAUGCUCUCUUCAAAUGUGGUGGUGUAAAGGAAAUAUGGGACCUGUGGAAGGAGUGUCCAACUGUUAUUGGGGCUAAAAAUAUGGAUUUUUCUUAUUUGGCAUUUAAACUGCUAGAUGUGGGAACUCCUAGAGACAUGGAGUUGUUGGUAGUGAUUGCUUGGGCAAUUUGGCAUAAUAGAAACUUGAGAGUGUUUGAGGCGAUCAAUCAGAGGGCUGAGCAAGUCUGGAAUCAUGCAGUUAGUAUGCUCUCUGAUUAUAAAGAAGCUGUGAAGUUUUGUAUGUUAGGUCCUUCGGACUGUGAGGUUAGCUGGAAAAAGCCUCAAGUUGAGGUUUUCAAGAUAAAUACUGAUGGGGCAAUUGCAAAUGAAGGAAGGGGGUCAAGUAUAGGGGUGGUAAUAAGGGACUCUAGAGGAGAGGCUGUUGCUGCUCUUUGUAGAGUUCUCCCUGGUUGCUUCUUGAUGGAUGAGAUUGAAGCGCUUACUGUCAAGGCGGGGAUCUUGCUUGCAAGGGAAUUGGACUUGCAUCAAGUUAUUGUUGAAUCGGAUUCACUCUCAAUUGUUCAACGAAUAUUGGCGAAGGAUUUCAGUGGAGGUCUAGGCCAUAUUGUCCAUGGUAUUCUGGGUUGGCCCAUUUCGCUAAAUGUAAUGAUAUAA